AUGGGCAUCGUGCUGGGCGGCAUUGUGGCAGUGAGCUUCUCGUACCCCUUCUGGUUGCUGCUGUCCAACAGCAGCGGGAGCGACAGCGGACGCAUUGAUCCGACCAAGGGCAAGCUCGCCGGACAGGCCAAGAUCCGUGGUGCUUUCCUCAACACGGGUAGCAAAGAUGUCGGCCCCGAUCCCAACGCCACCACCUACCUGCCCACCAAGGAGAAGAACGAGAGGUGA
Acanthamoeba castellanii str. Neff is the source of this 228-nucleotide messenger RNA. RefSeq lists its product as uncharacterized. The record is from RefSeq and is a predicted model, not a curated record. Lineage: Eukaryota; Discosea; Longamoebia; Acanthamoebidae. The coding region runs from base 1 to 228 and encodes 75 amino acids. The transcript has a single exon.